AUGGCGUUGAAAUUCGCCCCUUUCAACUCGGAGAUUGAGCUUCCCUUUUACUCUGCUUUAUCACAGUCCAAGAUAGAUCAUGACAAGCUUGACGACUCAGCGCGGACCGUCCUCGGUCUCUAUGAGCCUCGUGUAACGGAUCCAGAUUCAAGUGUCCGAAUGAGGGUCCUUGGAAACGCCCUCACCAGUGAUGAUGUUCCACCUAAUCAUGUACGAGCUGAAGGCAAGAUCAAAAACGUAAACACGAUCGAGGACUUUAAGAACUGUGAUAAAACAGUAAUACUUCAUACUGCUGCUAAGCAGAUAUGGGACGCGAUUAACGAUGGCACGAUAUACUCUAUACCCUCUCUUUUGUCUUCUUUUACGAUUCUGUCUUUUGCAAAUCUGAAAAAAUACACAUUUACUUACUGGUUUGCAUUUCCUGCACUUCACUCUGAUCCUGUGUGGAAAAUGGCCUCAGAGCAACCGGAGCAGCUCAACGGUCAAGACACUAGCGAUCUUGUAGAAGAGGUGGGGACCUGGAGGUAUGGCACUGACCAAAGAGAGCAUGGUUUCUUUCUUGCAAAGAAAGUCCCACUCAGCUCUGGUGGAGAGGAACGACCACCAACCCCAGGAACCCCAGGAUCUGGCUUAAGCUAUAGGUGGGUUAUUGGAUCUUUACGACAGUUUGAAAGCGGGUUCUUUCGUGGAGUCCCAAAAGAAGAUCAGUAUGUCGUGUUCGUUGAUCCUUCAACGUAUCCGGACCAUCCUGGAUGGAUGCUGAGAAACUUUUUGGUGCUCAUCAAACGACGAUUUAAGCUCGACAAGGUCCAAAUUCUAAGUUAUCGAGACACUCACUCUAAGCGGCACGAAGCGCGAAGUCGUGUAUUUCUCCUGGAAACCCAGCCUGGAGAUAUACAAUCGAACGAGAUGCCCCGCGUCACUGGUUGGGAGCGCAAUAGUCUUAGCAAGCUGAGCCCGAAGGUCACUAGUCUCGCACAAUACAUGGACCCUACCCAGCUUGCAGAUCAGGCUGUUGACUUGAACCUGAAGCUCAUGAAGUGGCGAAUUGCCCCUGAUCUGAAUCUGGAAAAGAUCAAAGAAACAAAGUGCCUUCUUCUUGGUGCGGGAACUCUCGGUUCGUAUGUCUCUCGGGCUCUGAUGGCUUGGGGAGUGCGGAAAAUCACGUUUGUCGACAAUGCAAACGUUUCAUAUUCGAAUCCGGUCCGUCAACCACUAUUCGACCACAAAGACUGCAUUAACGGUGGUGCCAAAAAGGCAUAUCGUGCAGCAGAGGCACUUCAAGAGAUUUACCCUAAUGUUGAUAGUACUGGGCACGUCCUGGGUGUGCCUAUGCUAGGUCACCCAAUUGAAGAUGAACAAAAUACCCGACUUGACUUUGAGACGCUGGAAAAGCUUGUCAAUGAUCACGAUGCUAUUUUUCUGCUGAUGGAUACACGGGAGAGUCGAUGGCUUCCUACAGUCAUGGGCAAAGCGGCUGGGAAGAUUGUGAUGAAUGCGGCUUUGGGUUUUGAUACUUAUGUGGUGAUGAGACAUGGUGUUACUGCUGCAGACGGUGGACCUGCUGCCCUGGGAUGCUAUUUUUGUAACGAUGUUGUGGCACCAGCAGAUUCUGUCAAAGAUCAGACCUUGGAUCAGCAAUGUACCGUGACUCGACCGGGAGUUGCUGCUAUGGCUUCAAAUCUACUUGUAGAAGUACUGGUUUCCCUUCUUCAGCACCCGCUUGGCGCACAGGCCCCAGCACCAGUUGCUAUUACCAACAAUGAGACCGCGUCUAUUUCAUACGAAAGAGAUCCACCAGAGCAUCCUCUUGGUAUUGUUCCACAUCAAAUUCGUGGCUUUCUAUCCACGUUCCAGAACAAGAUCAUCAGCGGGCAGUCAUAUGACUGUUGUUCUGGAUGUUCCCCUAAGAUCGUUAACGAAUACAAGCGUCAGGGGUGGGAGUUUGUCAAACGCGCGCUCACAGAACCAAAAUAUGUGACUGAGCUUAGUGGGCUGGCAGAAGUGCAACGAGCUGCUGAAGCUGCUGCAGACAACCUUGACUGGGAUAGCGAGGAGGGAACUGGAGAAGAAGAGGGAGAGGGCUGGCUCUCGAAAAACUAG
Glarea lozoyensis ATCC 20868 is the source of this 2103-nucleotide messenger RNA. RefSeq names its product Activating enzyme of the ubiquitin-like protein. The transcript has 5 exons. Gene Ontology annotation, molecular function: Atg8 activating enzyme activity; Atg12 activating enzyme activity. The record is from RefSeq and is a predicted model, not a curated record. The coding region runs from base 1 to 2103 and encodes 700 amino acids. Lineage: Eukaryota; Fungi; Ascomycota; Leotiomycetes; Helotiales; Helotiaceae. Gene Ontology annotation, biological process: cellular response to nitrogen starvation; autophagy of mitochondrion; protein modification by small protein conjugation. Gene Ontology annotation, cellular component: phagophore assembly site; cytoplasm.